GAGGACUACACUGUAUGUUGCAGGGUUUACACCACGUACGAGAGCAAGAGAUUUGGGAUAUGAAUUCGAAAGGUACGUUUGCAACGUAUGUGUAAGGUCAUACUGCUACGGUCAUUCAAUGUCAACUUGUCAUGACAUUGAUCCCACCCAAUCACCUGUUCAACACAUGCCCUAAUCAUCCGUGAUUCGCUUAAUUCGCUCCACCCUUCAACGCUGCACUAAAAAAUACGCAACAACCCCAUAUGAAAUAGCUAUACAUGGACGUAUAUCCUAAAACAGCCGUUAUUAAUCGUGAUCUCAUUUGCGUUGACAGAUAUGGACGAUUAGUUCGAUGUGAUAUUCCAGCUCAAAAGAACCCAAGUGCCAAACCGUUUGCGUUUGUGGAGUUUGAAGAUCCUCGGGACGCAGAAGACGCUUUGAAUGAAAUGCACGGUCGCCGUGUAGAAGGGCAUACCUUGACGAUACAGUGGGCUAAAAGUUCGGCAAGCAAUCGAUGGCGCUCGGAUAGAUCACGGUCACCGCCAAACCGAUAUGGCGGUCGAUCACCAGGAAAUGGACGAUAUCGUAGUCGCAGCCGGUCACCACUGCGGAAAUCUGCUUCGCCAAGAGACCGCUCACCACCGUCGACAGAGAGAAGGCCAAGAUAUGACUCGCGGUCACCUAGUCCUUCAAGAGAACAAGCACGUCCUUCCGAACCAUCCAUCAUUCCAUAAAAUAGAUCAAUGUCGUGGUUACGUUCAACUUUCGACUUUUCACUGCCUUUCCCUUCCCCUAGACCAAGCUCUGUUUUAUACGUCGCCCAUUUCUUCUUUCUUUUGGAUGAAUUUUGUUUCCAUUGUUUCUACUCUAUCC
Messenger RNA from Umbelopsis ramanniana AG, 852 nucleotides. RefSeq lists its product as uncharacterized. Gene Ontology annotation, cellular component: nuclear speck. Gene Ontology annotation, molecular function: RNA binding. Gene Ontology annotation, biological process: mRNA splicing, via spliceosome. The record is from RefSeq and is a predicted model, not a curated record. Bases 258 to 713 code for a protein of 151 amino acids. The transcript has 3 exons. Lineage: Eukaryota; Fungi; Mucoromycota; Umbelopsidomycetes; Umbelopsidales; Umbelopsidaceae.